UCCUACACGAGGCUGUGCAACAAGAAGCAAAUACUGACAGUGAACGGGGAAUUCCCAGGGCCAACUCUGUAUGUUCACAGGGGAGACACGAUCAUUGUGGAGGUUAUUAACAAUAGCCCACAUAACGUAACCCUUCAUUGGCAUGGAGUACUCCAACCUAGGAAUCCAUGGACAGAUGGUCCUGUGUACAUCACUCAAUGCCCGAUCCAGCCAGGAAGGAAGUUCAAUCAAAGAGUGGAAUUCAGCACGGAGGAAGGCACUUUGUGGUGGCAUGCUCACAGCGAGUGGACAUGA
This is a messenger RNA of Linum tenue, 294 nucleotides long. Lineage: Eukaryota; Viridiplantae; Streptophyta; Magnoliopsida; Malpighiales; Linaceae. The record is from the annotation of a GenBank genome assembly.